UGAAAGGUGCUUCGACUAGUGAGAAGGCGGUACAGUCAUGAAGCUGCUAAUUAUUCUCAGUGUAUGCCUGGCGGUGUACUCGACUUCCACCCACGCUGGAGAGGUUCUCGAAACGAAAACACCGCAGAAGCGUGCCUUGCUCGGUGGAUAUGGAUACGGAAAGUAUGGAGGGUACGGCGGAUAUGGACUAGGGAAGUAUGGAUAUGGCGGAUAUGGUGGAUAUGGUGGAUAUGGCGGAUAUGGUGGGUAUGGUGGGUAUGGUGGAUACGGUGGAUAUGGAGGUGGUAUCGCAUUAGGAGGUGGUGCCUUGAUCGGUGGUGGGGGGCUCGGUGCCGUAGUCGGAGGUGGAGGUAUCGGUGGCGUUGUCGGUGGUGCGGCCGUAAACCUAGCACCAACAGUAGUGAGAAACAUUCACACACAAUCAACGAUCACGCAACCCGUGCCGGUCCCUGUGCCGACUCCAGUGCCAGUUCCAGUUCCACAACAUAUCCCAUACCCUGUACAAGUGCCCGUUCCCGUUCCUGUGGUGAGGCCCGUCCCUCAUCCAGUGCCAGUGCCAGUAUCGGUCCCAAGCCCUUAUCCAGUACAUGUGCCCGUUGACAGACCAGUACCAGUUCCGGUACCACAGCCGUACCCAGUAACCGUUACUAGAACUGUCCCAGUGUCGGUGCCUCAGCCUAUUCCUGUGCCGCAGCCGGUGCCAGUGCCUCAGCCAAUCCCGGUGCCACAGCCCAUACCGGUUCCUGUGGGCGGCGGUGGUAUUGCCAUCGGCGGAGGUGGCCUUGCCCUAGGAGGUGGCGGUCUCGGAGGCAUAAUCGGGGGAGGACCUGGUGUCAUUGUAGGCGGAGGUCCAGGCGUCGUCGUUGGCGGAGGAGGUCUCUACGGUGGUGGCGGCGGUCUCUACGGUGGUGGCGGCGGCAUCAUCGGUGGAGGAUCCUAUCUCGGUGGAGGAUCCUAUCUCGGUGGAGGAUAUGGGGGCCACGGUUACGGAUACGGUGGAAUCAAGAAAAUCUACGGCUAGAAUUAUUUUUAGCAUCUAAACACAACUUCAAAAUAGUCACUUUAUUCAAGCGUCAUUGCGAUACUUAAAAUACGUCAAACUUUGGAUCACGCACGCGACAGAGGAACGAUACUCAAAUGUAGGUCCUAAGAAUUAUGUUUCUUUCUCUUCGCUAUCUGUUGUCGUUGUUUUCCACUACCUGCGCUUGUUGUAAUCAAUACCAUAAUAUAGGAGCUUUUUUAUGAAAUGUACACGAGAACGAGAGAAGCGAUUAGUGCAAGAAAUAAAUU
Messenger RNA from Toxorhynchites rutilus septentrionalis, 1290 nucleotides. RefSeq names its product tetra-peptide repeat homeobox protein 1-like. Bases 38 to 1021 code for a protein of 327 amino acids. The transcript is spliced from 3 exons. Lineage: Eukaryota; Metazoa; Arthropoda; Insecta; Diptera; Culicidae. The record is from RefSeq and is a predicted model, not a curated record.